GGGGGUCUAAGUCCUAGCAACCACUUCCCUCCUUCCUUUUGUCGGGUUAUUGGUAGUAUGAUCACUCCCGGUGGCUCAUGCAUCGGGGUGGCAUCAUCAGUUAUCAGUCUCACCAGAUCCCUGGAAGCAUCUGUUGUUGUUGCUGCUGGAUCGCCGCAUCUUGCAGCUGCUGCUGUUGAAGUUGGUGCCAUGCAUGCUGUUGCAUUUGCUGGUGAUGCGCCUCCUGGGCUGCACCCUGGGGAUGUUGCUGCGAUGUGUGGUGUUGUUGUUGCUGUAGCUGCAACUGCGUCGGCGGGUGCAGGCCGGUCUGUUGUUGUGGCAGCUGUUGGAGUUGUUGAGCUGCCCCCAUCUGCUUCUGUGCUUGCAACUGCUCUUGCAGGAGGUGAUGCUGGUGUUGUUGCUGCAGCUGAUGUUGCUGUUGUUGUUGUAGUUGUUGUUGUUGUUGUGUCAGCAUUUGUUCCUGCUGGACCAUUUGUAGCGGUUGUUGUAACAUCAGGUGCUGCUCCGUCUGCUGUGGCUGGUCCCAAGCUUGGCGCUGCAGUGGCCGCAAUGUUUGGACAUACGAGGGAUGGGCGGGCUAUGGAAUAGGGGAGUGUAAUGAUCCUGCCCAGCUCUUGAUGCAACACUCAACUUUGAGGGAAUGCCAUUCAUCAGAAAUCAAGAAGAACGGGAAUA
Molecule: messenger RNA, 675 nt
Organism: Chara braunii
Lineage: Eukaryota; Viridiplantae; Streptophyta; Charophyceae; Charales; Characeae
Source: the annotation of a GenBank genome assembly